GGCGGCGGGAGGGAUGGAGCGGGGCGGGGGAUGCGGAGCGGCGCGGAGACGGCCGCGGCGCUGCAGAGCGGCUGGGGCGGCGGCGCGGCUCCCGGCGCUCCCCCCGGCGCCCGCCCCGACCCGGUGAGGGCCCGGCCGCGAGGCCCCGGAGCCAUGGGCUGCAUCGGCUCCCGGACCGUGGGGAACGAGGUGAUCGCGGUGGACUGGAAGGGCCUGAAGGAUGUGGAGCAGAUCAACAUGGACAGCACCAGCUCCCUGCACGGCAGCAGCCUGCACCGGACGUCCACCGAGCAAACCAGAACCGACUUCUCCUGGGACGGUAUCAAUCUCUCCAUGGAGGACACCACUUCCAUUCUCCCGAAGCUCAAGCGCAACUCAAAUGCCUACGGCAUUGGGGCCCUGGCCAAGUCUUCAUUCUCAGGGAUCUCACGAAGCAUGAAGGACCACGUGACCAAGCCCACGGCGAUGGGCCAGGGCCGGGUGGCCCACAUGAUAGAGUGGCAAGGAUGGGGCAAGGCUCCGGCCAUCCAGCCUCAGCACAGCCACGAGGCCGUGCGCCGGGACACCGACGCCUACUCCGACCUCAGCGACGGCGAGAAGGAGGCGCGCUUCCUCGCAGGCGUCAUGGAGCAGUUUGCCAUCUCCGAGGCCACCCUCAUGGCUUGGUCGUCCAUGGACGGUGAGGACCUGAGUGUCAAUUCCGCCCAGGAGCCUUUGGGUUGCAACUACAGCGACAACUACCAGGAGCUGAUGGAGAGUCAGGAGGCCCUGGCGCAAGGCCCCCUGGACGGAUGGCCGCACUCCUACGUGUCCCAGGGCAUGUACUGCCUGGGGUCGUCGGACGCCUGGGAAGCGAGUGACCAGUCCCUCAUUGCCUCUCCAGCCACUGGGUCCUACCUUGGCCCCGCCUUCGGCGACUCCCAGCCCAGCUUGCACGAGAUGGCGCCUUCCCAGCCGCCUCUGGGAUACUCGACUCAGGAGCCCCCGCCUUUCCUGGUGGGGGACACUGACUGGGCACCGGGGGUGGGCGCAGUGGACCUGGCCAGGGGCCAGGACGAGGAGGAGAAGAGGCCGCUGGCGCCCGAGGAGGAGGAGGACGCGGGGUGCCGGGACCUGGAGUCGCUCUCGCCCCGGGAAGAGCCGGAGGUGUCCACGGCGCUCAGCCGGAAGGUGUCCGACGUCACGUCCUCAGGGGUGCAGUCCUUCGAUGAGGAGGAGGGCGAGGGCAACAACUGAGGCCACCCCGGCCUCUUCCCGCAGAGGGAAGCGAGCCCCAGCCGGCCCAGAGGGGCCGCCCGUGAACUUGGCUGGGCUGCAGGCCUGGGCGGGCUCCGGCGUGGAUCACAGCCCCCCGUCUCGUCUCGUCUCGUCUCGGGGACUGUCUUCAGGAGCCUGGCAACGCCUCCUUCCUCCGCGCCACUCGCUUUGCCUGACUCUGGGGCCCGCCGUGGCUCCUUCCCACUGGCAGGAACCUUGGGCCAGGGGGGGAUCUGGAGAGGCCACGAGCCUUGGGGGGCAGGGGGCGCCUGCGCUGGCGGUGGAGCAGGGAUGCUGCCCGCGCGGGCCUGCCCCGAGACACCGGUGUCCCCACUGAGAGCCGGAACCAACACGGCCACUCAGAGGAUCCGGGGACCCGGGCCAGCCGGGGCUGGAGCUGCAGCUCUCGCUUCGUCUUCCUGCCUCCUUCCCUCCCCUGCUCUGGAGCCCCAGCCCUGGGGGGCGGCAGGGGUGGGAGGUGGGGGGGAGAAUGCAGAAGGCAGGGGGGAAUGAAGGCGGCCUCUCCCUCCACACCCUCGCCCCCCCCCCUGACUCUCUGGAGCUGUUUACACUUUUCUCUUUGCCUUUUCUACAUUUUUAUACCUUCUUGGGGACUCAGGGUGGAGUGGGGGUGCUGCCAGCCCUGGGCGGGGUGGGUGUCUGCAGAGGGGCGCGACCACUCUCUCCCUUUGUCCUUCUUCAGCUCCUCCCGGGAGGCACCCGCCCAGACCUACCUUCCCGGGGAGCUGAGGGGGCUUCCUUCCAGGGCCGGCCUGUACAACACUAGCUCCUACCGCCGCGUGUGGCCCACCCCAGGCCCCCAACCUGGUCUCCAUUCUUGCAGCACGAGGCCUCAGCUUCCACCCUCCCCCCGUCCCCCACCCACCCGGCUGUGAUGGCCACGGCUGGCCAGAACUCUGCCCUUCUGCCCCUCCCCCUGGCAGGGCGCAGGAGAGAGAAGCCAAGAGUUGUACGGGAUCACCUGCGGGCCCCCUAAUUUCCUGAGCCUGAUUAAGGCUCUGAGGCCCCCUGCCCCUCCCCGCCUCCAUCCCCUGCAGAGAAGAAGGCGCUGUCUGUCCCCUGACCCCCAACACGGUGGGCACAGACCAGCCCCAGGCUCUGGACUGGAACUGAUAGAUUGAGGAGGUUGAGGGAGUAGAACUGUCCUGUCUCUCUGUAUGCCUGCCCCCACCCCACACAUGCACACACACACAUGCACACACGCACAUACUCGUGCACACACAUGCAUACACACGUAUGCACAUGCACACACACAUGCAUUCACAUGCACACACACAUGCAUACGCACAUGCAUACACGCACGCGCGCGCGCGCACACACAAACACACAGACUCUAGAUCACACUUUCCUACCCACACGCUCUGAAACGCUCCCGAGCCCGGGUGCCAGCUCUUUCCUGGGCGGGAGCUCGGAGCACAGCGCUGGAGUCCCUUAGCUGCCCCCGGGCCGCCCGGAGCCUGACCUCAGGGGUGGGGACACUGGGAAAGGGUCUGGCCUGGCCACAGGCUCUCUCUGCCCCCAGGGUCUCCCCGUCUCUGUGCCUGCUGACUGGUGACGCUGGUCUCUCUGAGCCUCCCCUUCGCCUGAGUCUCGGCCCCUCGGUGCCCUGGACCCCACACCACGCGCCCUGUGAGGACGGUCACUGGUUCCCGGGCCCUUUGCCGCUCUGGUGCGCCCCUCCCCCACCCAGCCCCCUCCCCAGGAAGCCCAGGGCCCUGCAGAAGUGACAACAACGGCCAGCUUGGAGGAAUCCAGAGCCCAGGAUGCUCAGAGCAGAGGCCCGGCGGGGGCUGGGGCCCGUGGGGUCUGACCCGGGCCCCUCCUAGAACCUUCCUGCAGGCUGGGGUGGGGGCGGCUGCAUGGGGUUUGCCUACAGCCUAUUCCCGGGGGAGGGGCAUGUGCAGAAAGGAGUGGGGGUGGGGGGUCACUGUUCCUUUGGGGUCUCAGGCUGUGCCGCAUGUUUUCACAGCAGCCGCAGAGCUCCGCUGGUUUUCUGUCCCUGUGAAGGAAAUGCUCUCGCCCCCACGACCUCCUUCGGGCGGGGCGGGGGGUGCGCUUUCAUUUUCAAGUCACUUUAUUAAAGGAAAAUGCAAAUCUGC
This is a messenger RNA of Sorex araneus (European shrew), 3377 nucleotides long. It is a transcript of the gene FAM131B, whose product is annotated as family with sequence similarity 131 member B. The record is from RefSeq and is a predicted model, not a curated record. The transcript is spliced from 7 exons. Bases 31 to 1236 code for a protein of 401 amino acids. NCBI's taxonomy places the organism in Eukaryota, Metazoa, Chordata, Mammalia, Eulipotyphla, Soricidae.